AUGCAAUCUGACGACUCAUUACACGUACUACCUGCGCCUAUCGGCAAAAAGCGUAUCCCGGUACGUGUCCCUGUGCCGUUCGCCGGUUUUUCGGCACACGGCAUCGGUGUUCGAAGGCUUGCAGUUCUUGCCGACAGUCUAAGGUUAGAUGUGAUGGAGAUCGGCCAUGUGGGAGAUAAGCAAUGUGUAUUUUUUGAGAUACCAAAAGAUCCAGUGUCAGAACGACUCGAGGGUGUCGAGUCUGAAGUCCAAUAUCUACGACAGCAAUUGCAUGAAAUGCAGGCAUUGUUAAUUCAAAAUCGUGCAAAUCAAAGCUCAAGUCCCCAGUACUCACGUUCUCCGCAACAAAUUCGUGAGAGGCCCGAGCAUAUUCGUCGUGGAAGUGCCUGCAACUCAUCAUGCUCUCAGUACGCUGCGGCUCACCAGGAAGAAUAUGGGGCCUUAACAAUACACCCCGGAUCUGGCGAGUACAGCAAUGACCCACAAACAUUUACCAGAUCUAUACCAAACGGUUCCCCAAAUGGGGUCUCAGCAGUUCAUUCUAUGUAUGAGCCUUCGCAUGCAGACAACCCUCGACCUACCAAGAGGAAACGAUCUUGCUUUGAGAUUCGAGAUGACUCUAUAACCGACUUUAUUGAUAAAGGGCUUAUUUCAACGGAGUGUGCAGUUUCCUGCUUCAAUACGUUCUUUGAAGGAUGUGACAGAUACAUUCCAAUAUUUGACCCAGAGUAUGACAAUUUCGACUCAGUUCGUGCUCGAAGUAGCAUCUUGCUAAAUGCAAUUUGUACAAUUGGCUGCAUGGUUGAAACAAGAUCCGGGAGCCAAAUGUCGGAUAUGCUUCACGCCGAACUCAAAAAGUGGAUCAAUGUGAUAAUACAAAACAAGAGCUUAAACUGUCUCGAGUCAGUGCAAGCAAUGCUGAUUGUAGCAUGCUACUCAUCGGAAAGAUUACUCAUUUUGUCGUUCGCUACGCGAAUGGCUCUAGAUCUGGGUCUUCAUGAAGCGUUCGAGGAAUUGACUGAAGUAUUAGCAAUUAAGAAUGAUGAAAAUAGGCCAGGAAUGCCGGGUCAUGACCUCGAGAAGGAAAGAAAUUUGAUGCAGAAGUCGAGAACAUGGUUUGGACUUUUGGUACUCGAACAUAUAUUUCGUGUUGACGGAGGGAAGCCGCCAGGUAUUCGAUUAACUGGGAACUCUAGACGAAGCCGUAUUCUCUUGAGCCAUCCCUCAACAACGGUUCUUGAUCUACGGUUAUUUUCUCAAGUUGAGCUGAAUAUUCUACGUGCCACUAUCUACGAUACUCUUGGAGCCAACACUGCCCUUGACAGCCCAGCAAUAUCAGAUUUCGUUCAUGAAAUGAAAGUGGAUUUGGAUAUUUGGUUUGAUGACUGGCUACGAAUUAUCGGAGCUUCUGUAGCUGCACAAGAAGAAAAGCCCUACCUGUUAGCAGCUCUUAGAGUUCAAAAAUGCUGGGCCGAAAUGAUGUUGAAUUGCAAGGCACUCCGAGCUAUGGGAGUGGAGAACGUUGCCGCCAUGUCUGCAUCAGAGCGCAAUAUUUUACUAACAGCCAAGGCGAGUGCACGACGACAUCUACGUCUAAUAACCGUUGAACCAGAAUUCUACCUCGCCCAGCUAAAAUAUGCCAUGGACUUUGUCUGGGCCAAAUGCGCCUUUUCAUUUCUCUUACUUCUAAAACUCUCUCGACUCCUUCCAGAACGAGAUGAAGAGCACCAAGAACUUCUUGAUCAUGGGAACCAGCUUGUCCAUGAACUCAGCAAGGCUGGCUCGAAUUCGAAUCAAUCCGGUGCGGGUAAUAUCUAUCUUCAGAUUCUUAAGGUCAGUAUUGAGAAAUAUGCUCUGGCCUUGCGGGAAUCGCAGCAGCCUAGUACUGGAGGAUCAACGGCGACCUCUCCAUUUUGGGAACUUUUUGAUGCCCAAGCGGAUUUGCAGUGGUUUGUGCCGGAGCAAUUCGUUUCCGAGUGGGAUUUUCCGGGGUUGAAUUUGUUUUAUUUCCCUACUGCUUGGCAAGAUUUCUUUGGCGAUUUUUCGCUGGCAAUGUGA
Messenger RNA from Penicillium malachiteum, 2058 nucleotides. RefSeq lists its product as uncharacterized. The coding region runs from base 1 to 2058 and encodes 685 amino acids. Gene Ontology annotation, cellular component: nucleus. The record is from RefSeq and is a predicted model, not a curated record. Gene Ontology annotation, biological process: DNA-templated transcription; regulation of DNA-templated transcription. The transcript is spliced from 14 exons. Gene Ontology annotation, molecular function: zinc ion binding; DNA-binding transcription factor activity, RNA polymerase II-specific; transcription cis-regulatory region binding. Lineage: Eukaryota; Fungi; Ascomycota; Eurotiomycetes; Eurotiales; Aspergillaceae.